GGUGUUUGGUUGGCGCGUGCUGCUAUAGUCAGAAAUAGGGUAGAAGAAAGCUCCAUUGACCAGUGAGCUGGUAAAUUUAGUAAUUUCUGUGUUUUGUGUCUAAUAUUCCAUUAUUUCUAAAGGAUUGUUGUAGACUGUAUUUAUCAAAAUGUCGAGCUUAAAAUCCAAGAAGAACAAGCGAACCCGCACACAGCGGUACACAUCUAAUGUGUUCGCGAUGUUCAAUCAAGCUCAAAUCCAGGAAUUUAAAGAAGCGUUUAAUAUGAUAGAUCAGAAUCGUGAUGGCUACAUAGACAAAGACGAUCUUAUAGAGAUGUAUACGUCACUAGGAAAAGAUCCUACAGAGGAUGCUAUGGACGAAAUGAUUAAUCAAGCGCCGGGACCAAUUAACUUUACUAUGUUUCUGACCCUAUUUGGUGAAAAGUUAAACGGAACGGACCCUGAGGACGUAAUAAAAAACGCUUUCGCUUGCUUCGAUGAUAAAAAUAUGGGAGUGAUCGGAGAGGACUACCUCAAGGAAUGUAUGAUGACGAUGGGGGAUAGAUGGACAGAAGAAAUGGUAGAUGAAUUAUUUAACUGUUCUCCUAUAGCAGACGGUAAAUUCGACUAUCUGGCUUUCACGCGUACACUAAAACACGGUUCCAAAGAAAAGGAUGAUGAAGGAAAAGAAGGAAAAGACGGUAAAGAGGCUGAAAGUUCAACACAACAAACAGCCUAAUCUAUGUGAUAUGUUUGACUCAUCAUGUUAUUUUCGUACUUUCUCCUGUAAAUAUGUCGUAUAGAAAUGAUCAAGACACUGAUACGUAGGAUAAACAUUGUAAUGAUUAAUUCAGAUUCAAAAUAAAUGACGAACUUCGGUGCUAAAUAUGUGUUUUAUCUUUCUUCAUAUGAAAAUAUUUUUUCGAUGAUUAAAAACCCCUCUGAACAAAGCCUACGAUUUUAGAUGUGAAAUAAGCCAUGACUUAAAUUACAAUUAUGUUUAGUUAUUUAAUUAUAUUAAGUAUUUAUCAUAACUGUUUAUUUGUAUUACUAUUUAUCAUAAAAUUAAUUAAAUAGUGUAAUUUAUAGAACUGA
Patella vulgata (common limpet) is the source of this 1074-nucleotide messenger RNA. RefSeq names its product myosin regulatory light chain 12A. The transcript has a single exon. Lineage: Eukaryota; Metazoa; Mollusca; Gastropoda; Patellidae. Gene Ontology annotation, molecular function: calcium ion binding; myosin heavy chain binding. Bases 149 to 718 code for a protein of 189 amino acids. The record is from RefSeq and is a predicted model, not a curated record. Gene Ontology annotation, cellular component: cytoplasm; myosin II complex.